Alosa alosa (allis shad) is the source of this 2038-nucleotide messenger RNA. RefSeq names its product flocculation protein FLO11-like. The transcript has 7 exons. Gene Ontology annotation, biological process: protein deubiquitination. The record is from RefSeq and is a predicted model, not a curated record. Lineage: Eukaryota; Metazoa; Chordata; Actinopteri; Clupeiformes; Clupeidae. The coding region runs from base 91 to 1953 and encodes 620 amino acids. Gene Ontology annotation, molecular function: cysteine-type deubiquitinase activity.
GUCCGCCCCAUCUUCAAGAGGCUGAGGAGAUUAUUUAAAAAGAAGGAGAAGAAGAGUGUAGAGCCUGCCCCCCCUCAGACGGUCACCCGCAUGCUAGAGGAACCGAUUAAAGACGAGGCCCCAUCACCAGAAUGUGAGCCUGAGGUCCCUGCCACCACCAUCACAUCUAAUGCCCCUCAGGACCUCACAAAGGAGGAAGAGAAGGAGGAGAGGAAGGGGGAGGAAAGCCCUGUUUGGGCAGAGAGGGUGAGAGGCCCAAGGCAUGGGACGCCCCAAAGUCUCAAGGAGGAGGACGUCAUGAUGGAGGACAAGGAGGGAGGACCCUCAUCCAGGGCCAUCAGCUGCUCUCACUCCCCAGUCACGGAGACCUCAUCCAGGGCCAUCAGCUGCUCUCACUCCCCAGUCACGGAGACCUCAUCCAGGGCCACCAGCUGCUCUAACUCCCCAGUCACAGAGACCUCAUCCAGGGUCACCAGCUCAUCUCAUGUCCCUGUGACAGAGACCUCAUCCAGGGUCACCAGAUCAUCUCAUGCCCCAGUCACAGACACCUCAUCCAGGGUCACCAGCUCGUCUCAUGCCCCUGUGACAGAGACCUCAUCCAGGGUCACCAGAUCAUCUCAUGCCCCAGUCACAGAGACCUCAUCCAGGAUCACCAGCUUGUCUCAUGCCCCUGUGACGGAGACCUCAUCCAGGGUCACCAGAUCAUCUCAUGCCCCAGUCACGGAGACCUCAUCCAGGGUCACCAGAUCAUCCCAUGCCCCUGUGACGGAGACCUCAUCCAGGGUCACCAGAUCAUCUCAUGCCCCAGUCACGGAGACCUCAUCCAGGGUCACCAGAUCAUCCCAUGCCCCUGUGAUGGUGACCUUAUCUGGGGUCACCAGAUCAUCUCAUGCCCCUGUGACGGUGACCUCAUCCAGGGUCACCAGAUCAUCCCAUGCCCCUGUGACGGUGACCUCAUCCAGGGUCACCAGAUCAUCUCAUGCCCCAGUCACGGAGACCUCAUCCAGGGUCACCAGAUCAUCCCAUGCCCCUGUGACGGUGACCUCAUCCAGGGUCACCAGAUCAUCCCAUGCCCCUGUGACGGUGACCUCAUCCAGGGUCACCAGAUCAUCCCAUGCCCCAGUGACGGUGACCUUAUCCAGGGUCACCAGCUCCUCUCAUGCCCCUGUCACGGAGACCUCAUCCAGGGUCACCAGAUCAUCUCAUGCCCCAGUCACGGAGACCUCAUCCAGGGUCACCAGAUCAUCCCAUGCCCCUGUGAUGGUGACCUUAUCUGGGGUCACCAGAUCAUCUCAUGCCCCUGUGACGGUGACCUCAUCCAGGGUCACCAGAUCAUCCCAUGCCCCUGUGACGGUGACCUCAUCCAGGGUCACCAGAUCAUCCCAUGCCCCAGUGACGGUGACCUUAUCCAGGGUCACCAGCUCCUCUCAUGCCCCUGUCACGGAGACCUCAUCCAGGGCCACCAGAUCAUCUAAUGCCCCUGUGACGGUGACCUUAUCUGGAGUCACCAGCGGCUCCUCCCUAGACCGACUUGCAGUCCAGGUGAUGGGCCAUUCUGGAGACAGAGCAUCUAGGGGCAGGAGCAGAAGCCCCUGCUCAGCCCUAACGACCCCCAGGUCCCCCAAGGCCUUACUCCACCAGUACCUGCAGCUGGAGAGCAGAGGGCUGCCCAACCUGGGGCAGACGUGCUACAUCAACGCCGUGCUGCAGUGUCUCAUCCACCUGCAGGCCCUCUGCUCCCAGCUGCUGCUGCAAGAGGCUGUGUGGAGAGUCAAGCCGGAGGCCCUGCUGAUCAGUACCUUCGUGGGACUCUUGCGGCUGCGAGGGUCCACUGAUAUGGACGUCAAGGCAGCAGUUGUCUUCGAGUUUAAGGAAAACAUCGCCCAGCACAACCAGGAGUUUGAGGGGACUCCCAGAACGACGCCCAUGAGUUCCUCUCAGAGUGUCUGCUGAGGCUGAGUGUCAUUAGCCAGGAGCUGGCCAUGGGGGACGUGGCCUAUCAGUGCCCAGUGGACACUCUGCUCUCCUUCCAGCUCCG